Camponotus floridanus (Florida carpenter ant) is the source of this 1437-nucleotide messenger RNA. RefSeq names its product lipoyl synthase, mitochondrial (gene Las). Gene Ontology annotation, molecular function: 4 iron, 4 sulfur cluster binding; lipoate synthase activity. Gene Ontology annotation, biological process: lipoate biosynthetic process. The record is from RefSeq and is a predicted model, not a curated record. Gene Ontology annotation, cellular component: mitochondrion. The transcript is spliced from 7 exons. The coding region runs from base 120 to 1235 and encodes 371 amino acids. NCBI's taxonomy places the organism in Eukaryota, Metazoa, Arthropoda, Insecta, Hymenoptera, Formicidae.
AGCGAGGUUAUCAAAAUUAAGUCAAGUGGGUCAAAUCAUGACCUGUUGUAUCCAAAUACAUGGAUAUGGACUGAUUAUUCCUGAACUCUGACAAAUUAUUUCAAAAUUUACAAACGAAGAUGUUACGGAUAUUUGGCGUCGUAAAUCCAAAGUGUCCUGUCAGCUGUCAUUUUCAUCUGACAAAUUGUGCGAGAGCUUCAACUGAAAGUAAUAAAUCAUUUUCAAAAAAGCUGAAAGAUGGUCCACAAUUCGAGGACUUUUUAAAAGAUACUGUUGAAGAAUACGAUGGAAAGUUAAAAUUGGAAAAAGGCGAAUCAGGACGACUGAGAUUACCACCAUGGCUGAAAACAGAAAUACCUAUAGGCAAAAGUUACAGUAAGAUAAAAGCACAGUUAAGACAAUUACGGCUGAGCACAGUCUGCGAAGAAGCCAGAUGCCCAAAUAUUGGAGAAUGUUGGGGCGGGGGUACUCAUGGCACAGCAACUGCUACCAUCAUGUUAAUGGGAGACACGUGCACUCGUGGCUGUCGUUUUUGUUCUGUUAAAACUGCACGUACACCACCACCAUUAGAUGCAGAGGAACCGAUUAAUACUGCUACCGCAAUAGCAGAUUGGGGUUUGGAUUAUAUUGUUCUAACAUCUGUAGAUCGUGAUGAUUUAAAGGAUGGUGGAGCCAGUCACAUCGCAUCCACUGUCAAGGAGAUAAAGAAGAGGAGUAAUAUCCUAGUAGAGUGCCUGGUACCAGAUUUCAGAGGGGAUGAAAAUUGCGUCGCUACAAUUGUAAAUUCCAAUCUAGAUGUGUUCGCGCAUAAUAUCGAAACUGUAGAGCGUCUCACACCCUUUGUUCGAGAUAGACGCGCUCAAUACAGGCAGUCACUGGCCGUAUUAAAAGCGGCUAAAAAGUUCAAUCCCGACUUAAUCACAAAAUCAUCGAUAAUGUUGGGUCUCAGUGAGACCGAUGAAGAAGUCGAACAAACAAUGCAGGAUCUAAGAGAUGCUGGUGUGGAUGCUCUAACAUUGGGACAAUACAUGCAGCCCACUAAAAGACACUUAAAAGUCAUCGAAUAUGUAACGCCCGAGAAAUUUAAAAUAUGGGAAAAUAGAGGGAAUCAACUAGGUUUCUUGUAUACUGCUAGCGGUCCCUUAGUACGGUCAUCGUAUAAAGCUGGAGAAUACUUCUUGACAAAUAUAUUGAAACAACGUAAAAAGCAACAAAUUGAUGACCAUACUGCGUAAUGAAAAAAAUAAAAAAUAUCCAAUGGCUACUUGAGGAUCUUGCGGUCCUUCGUCGGCAGGCGGAUCUUGUGGAGGUCUAUCAUCCUGUGCAACCUGCUCUGCAGGUCUUCCGCGUUUGUCAUCUCCUUCGAUCUGAGAUAAAUAGGUGGCUGUUGUGGCCUCGUCAAGAAUCGUGAAAUUAUAAUCUUUUCCUACUAUCCCA